This is a messenger RNA of Vavraia culicis subsp. floridensis, 1825 nucleotides long. RefSeq lists its product as uncharacterized. Bases 6 to 1466 code for a protein of 486 amino acids. Gene Ontology annotation, biological process: signal transduction. The record is from RefSeq and is a predicted model, not a curated record. The transcript has a single exon. NCBI's taxonomy places the organism in Eukaryota, Fungi, Microsporidia, Pleistophoridae.
AAAAAAUGGGACAAGAAGACAAAAUUGCAGAAGUAAGUAGAGCGCACGGGACGGAUAAUGUACUCGAUAAAUUGGAGAAUGAGAUUGGGAUGGAAGUUGUUGAGGAUGAUACCGUCGGUAAGUAUGGAAGUGUGUUUUAUUCAGAUAGUUUCGGGAGUGACAUAGGGUCAGUGGGUGUGCGAAGUGAGCUAGGAAUGGAGAAAAAAUGGGCGUGUGGGAGGGGGAAGGAAUGUGCAAUUCAGGUAUAUGAUGAAAGUACAGCAAAAAAUGGCGAGGAGGAAGGGAUAUGGAAGGGAGAAGACAAUGGUGAGUGUGGGAAAAAUCAAGAGGAGCGAGAGAUAGGACAAAUAAUUGACAAAAAGCGGCAAAUGAACAAUGACGUGUGUGGGAAGGUGCCUAAAACGGAGAGAACAGACAGUAUAGAUACCGAUAGGAGCGAUGGAGCAGCUGACAAUGAGUAUAGUGGAGCGCCUAAAGGAGUAGUGAUAUCUGAGAAAGAAGUGUGUGCUGAAAGUAAACAACCAAAGCGACAAUCGGUCGAGAAUAGCGAUGAGGGCGAUGCCCAUGCUGCUAGCAGUAGAGUCUGUGAAAUGAGUCGAUUCGUGCGGCGCGUAGUGUCCAAUGUGAGCGGGAAAACUAAAAUAGCGCCAGGAAAUGAUCGGAUCGCUGAUCACAGGUUCAGAAGCAAGUUUAAAGUCGAGCAUAUCACGUUUAAAAAUUAUCAGGAUAAAUUCAUACGCUACGAUGAUAUUUCGCCUGUUGAGAAGUAUGAGCUAUACCGCUAUGCGGUAUUUAUGCUCUCCUCCGCUGUGUCUGGGAACAAACUCUCGUUUCUCAAAAAAAUGAUGAAAUUUGGGAAUGAAGAUAGGACAGAGACGAGCCACAUACACCCGUUCAUAUUCAAAAUCAUGGAUUUUAUAAAAACAAAGCGCGCUAAUUAUCACGGCAUAUUCAGGUGCUCAGGUGACUACCGCGCGAGUCUGCUUUUGUAUGACAGGUUCAUGGCUGGUGAAACGUUCGAUCUCGAUACCACGGAUGUGAGGAACACAGUUGCAUUUUUCAAGAUUUACCUGAAGAAAAAGGUGAAUGGAAUUUUCUCAUUCGAUAUACUUGACUCGCUGUAUGAGACUGCCAAGCACAAGUCGUCACCAUCUAUCAACUAUUUGCUUUUUUAUCUCCCGUUUUGCUUUGUCGGCGAUAAAAGGAAGUUUCUUAUAAGCUUGAUAGAAAUGUUCAAAGAGAUUGAUCAGCACAAAGAUGAGAACGACAUGCCCAUUCCCAACCUGGUGCGGUGCAUAGCUCCUUCUCUGUUUCCCGAUACUCGGCUCAAAAGUAUCGAGACUGUGUUCUACCAGGCGUGGGCGGUGCAGAAGCUGUUUGAUAUUGAUUUAGUCAAGGUGCCUAAGCCUUUAUUGGAGUUCUCACACGUUUAUGUGGUAGAAAAGAGCUCUUUUUCGAUCUGCUAGUGAAGGUGGUGAAUCAGAGGUAACGCAGUACAUUAGGCUAGAGUUUGAAAGAGUGAGCAAAUAUCUCGAUUAUUAUUUGCAUUGUAUUCGCAUACAAAGCUUCUAAAAUGCUCGGUUUAUUACCAGUGUCUCGCCUAUGACGGGUUGUAAUGCGCCAAAUACUUGUGAAUGAUAAAUUUGAGCAGGUGUCAGAGUAAGGCUGAUCCAUCGGCCUAACUUUAUUAAAGUACUUUCAUUAAUCCGAGCAAGUAAAACGAUUCUGCAUUGUUACUUAAGUUUGAUGUAUUUGGUGUUAAUCAUUGGUGCACUAGAUCAGAAACACCGGGUUUUCCAUUAUCAAUUGCUAAGUAAAUACAAGC